CAUAAAUCAGAUAAGAUAAAUAAAUUAGAUUACUCUUUAGAGACGUCUAAAUUAGGCGUCUUGUUAUAUCGCAGGUGACUUGCCGUAAAGUCUAUAGGUAGAUGAUCUUCAAUUUUCGUCAUCAUUCGAAAGAGAGGCGAUUUUCAACUUGCUUGGUGUGUAUCGAAACCCACAUUUUAACAUUUUGUGGUCCUACAAUUCAGAUAUCAACAUACAUUGGGCGACUAUCAUUCUCGCUCCAAUUUUGUUGCCGGUUCUCUGUCGCCUGUUUUCUGUUUCUUGGCGACCAUGCGGCCGUAACCGGCGCUGUAAUCAUUAUGCACGACAAAAUAAUUGGUCGACGAGAUUGAGUCAUGUGAACGAAAUAGGAUAUUUAGCUGCAGGCUGGAUUUUGCCGUUCAUCC
Molecule: messenger RNA, 404 nt
Organism: Metschnikowia bicuspidata var. bicuspidata NRRL YB-4993
Lineage: Eukaryota; Fungi; Ascomycota; Pichiomycetes; Serinales; Metschnikowiaceae
Exons: 1
Coding region: 102-350 (82 amino acids)
Source: RefSeq, a predicted model, not a curated record